Messenger RNA from Ziziphus jujuba (common jujube), 1604 nucleotides. RefSeq names its product RING-H2 finger protein ATL63. The record is from RefSeq and is a predicted model, not a curated record. The transcript has a single exon. Bases 605 to 1462 code for a protein of 285 amino acids. Lineage: Eukaryota; Viridiplantae; Streptophyta; Magnoliopsida; Rosales; Rhamnaceae.
AUAAUAUUAAAAGAAGCGAAAGACCCAAACACAUUAAAAGAAAAAAAAAAAAUUAAUAAAAAAAAAUAAAAGGGAAAGAAAGAAACAGAAUGGUUUUGAAAGAUGUAAUCUAAAAUAAAUAUUUCUUGGGAUCCCAUUUACCGUCUCUUUCUUCUGCCGUCGCCUUCACGAGUCCUUCAUUUCAGCCCCUUCUUCUUCUUCUUCUACUUCUUUCUUUCUCGCUUCCAAAUGCAUGAUUCCCAUUACUUCCUGGGAUAGAGGGAUUCCCUUUUGACUUCACAAUUCAUACCUUUUUUUCUUUUUUUUUCAUAUUAUAUUUUAAUUAUAUAUUUAUACACUCUUCUGCUAUCCGUGAAAGGGAGAGAGAGAGAGAGAGAAAGAGAGAGAGAGCGGUGUGUGUAAGUUGAUGACCAACAAACGCAAGUGUUUGUCCUCGUAAUUUUAAUACCCUCCACAACAACGAACUUCAAUUUCACGUCAGCAAAGCAAGUAGGAACAGAAACUAGAAGAAGAAGAAGAAGAAGAAGGAGAAUAAAAAGAAUUAACAAGCCAGAACAAACAACAAGUAGAGAGGAGACCAUUUUGAGUAGCAAUAAUAAUAAUAAUGUUGAGUCCGACUCACUCGCCGACUCACACCACCAACCCACUGAAUCGCUUCGUUGACAGCAUUUUCUCCUACGACGGCAAUGUCAUGCUCGCCGCUUUAGUCUCUCUGCUCCUCGUCGUCCUCUUCGUCUUGCUUCUCCAUGUCUACGCCAAAUGGUUCUUAGCCCAUGCCCACCACCACAGAAGGCGUAGCAGCUCCAUCACCGUCUCUCGGGUUCUCGGCCCGACCCGUUUCCAUAACUUCCCCACCUUCACUUUCGACCUCGCCUCGCUCUCUGGCACUUCCACCAAAGGCCUCGAUCCCUCCGUUAUAUCUGCCAUUCCUCUCUUCGUUUACAAAUCGGAGGAGCACAACCACGGGCUUGAAUGCGUCAUCUGUCUUAGCGACUUCGAAGACGAUGAUAUCGGAAGGAAUUUACCCAAAUGCCAUCACGCUUUCCACGUCGAGUGCAUCGAUAUGUGGUUGGGUUCGCACUCCAACUGCCCCAUUUGCAGAGCUCCAGUGGCAGUGAUGACGACGUCCGACGGCAAGUCCUCUGCGAGUGUCGGCGGUCAGGCGGGUAACGACGGGAUAAUUUCAUCGGAAACAACGGUGUCGACGGUUGAUGGGUCGGCAGGAUUAAGGCUUAUCAAUGGUGGAUCUGCUGCAUUAAUGGAGACGGUGAUUGAAAUUUCGAAUUCUGGGGAUGUUCAGAGUGUAGUCAUGGGCAGCGAUUGUGUAUCAUCGCCGUCUUCUUCUUCUUCAUCUUCGUCGUCGUUGUCGUCGUCGUCAUUUGGGUGUUCUUUGAAGAGAAUUCUGAGCAGGAACAAAUCAGAAAACAAGGUUGUUCCCGCAACUAAUGUGAGUGAGAUUUAGCUUCUUAUCAGAGAGAGAGAGAGAGAGAGAGAAAAACCAAAAUGCCCAAUAUAUAUUGUUCAUAUUUUUAUAUACCCCCAGUUUCUCUGUAAAACCCAGUUGUAUAGGCUCUUGGAAUUAAUCUUUUUGAUAUUCUGAAUCA